ACACUCGAGUCCAGAAUCUCAGGACGGGAACUUUGGUACCGUGGACCCUUCAGAGGUUUUACAGCAGACUGUUAGAGAGACUUCAGCUUCUUCAGAGUUCUGGACGGAACCGGAUGACAGCGGGGUGGUUCUUCCGGCCGAGUGUGAGGGGACACAGCUGAAGAGGAUUUGAAGUUUCAGUUUUCAUGAAACUCGACGGUAAGUGAAAGUUUUACCGAGUUUAGACGAUAAAAAACGGAAACAUGGGCGACGGAAGGAGCUUUGGCGUUAAGGAAACCUGAAAAAGUGAAAAAUUUCGCGCUAAUCUGUCGGUUUUCUAGUUUGACUUCACUGAAUCCGUGAACGUUUGUCCGUUUUUACCGCUGGGACUCCGUUUUUUUUAACAUGGCUGACACUGAAUUAUCGCCAAAGUUCUUCCUGUUUGCUGUUUUUUUCUAACAUCAGUUAUAAACUAUUAAAAUAACCAAACUGAGAAAGUUCAGGUUUAUAACUCAGAGGAGAGUCAGAUCAGAGUUUUAGUGUCUGCAGCUGCUAUAGAGAGAAAAACACAAAUGUGAUGAAAAAGUAAGACAAGAAAAUUACGUCCAAAAUAAAGAAAAUUUCCCUUUAGUGAAUUUAUAAGGGAAGCUUAAUUCUCAGUAAAUAUAAAAUAUAUAAGUUUAAAUAAAAUAGAAGGAAAAUCUGCACAAUUUUACAUGUUUAUGAACUUUUAUUAUAAAAGAGAAUUCAGAGAUGGACCUUUUCUGCCAAACUUACUUUUUGAUAAAGUUAGGAGGUCCAAAAUAAAUCCAAUCCACGUUAUUUAUUUAACACAUUUUAACAAACACCAAUGCUAACAUUAGUGCUGCGCAAUAAGAAAAAAACAAAGCAAUAAAUAAAACACAUGAACAAGAAAAAAGUCAGCAUAAAACUUUAGCGACCACAAAAACAUCCUGCUGUUUAAAAAGUCAAAGGAUAAAAAUCUGUUUUUAGUUUGUUUCACAGUCUCCGGGACCACAUGAAAUCUGGAGAUCUGAAAACCUUUAAGGGCUGUAGACAUGGAGGGGUCAGAGAUUCACUGUGGUGCCAAUGAUUUAAAAACAAACUUUAAAACCUUUUAAAGGAAUCACAUGUACAUUUCCUGUAAACAUACAUUGAACAGGCUUCAGUCAUACAGAUGCUCUCUGUGGGCGAACAUCGAACAUGUCCUCAUAAGAAAGUCAUACUCUGCAUAGUAUCCAGCAAGAAUACCCCAGAAGUUCAGGAGAGAGACCCUCGGCCUUAUAACAACAUAUUACAUGAAUUUAGAAUAGCUAGGCACAGAUUGUCCAAGAGAAGAUCCAGAACUUCAUCAAAAAAUGAUUCCACAAGAGCCAGAAGAGGGCGCCAAAUGAACACAAUCCAAAACUUCCUCACAGGAACUAAAAUUCUUUAAUGUCAUCUUUCAAACUCUGUUUCUCUCUUUAGGAAUAAUUAUCUUUUCUGUAAGGGAAUGGAUUUGAAAAAAAGGAAAUGCAUUCAAGAGUAAACAAUAAUCUUAUUUUGUAAGCCCAUUAAGAUAUUGCCGUGAAGAAUAUUUAGUACUGGAACUAGACUGGAGGGAAAAUGGAUGGAAGGAAUUUUUGUCAGGUUUAUAGUAGCAGUACUGUACAAACUACGACUCAUGUUAAAACACCUAUCAGAUUAUUAUUUUCUCAUUCCAGAUAUCUGUCAUUAUAUUUUCUGUCAUGCUGAUGAGGGUACAGUAAAUACAGAUCAUCCAAUCACCCCAAGUUCAAAAAAGCAGCUGAAAGAACGUAUUAAAAGAAAUAUCAUCGAGUUACCGGUUUAAAGUGAUAGAUACUCUUAAUCGUCUACAUAAGGAACUGAGGCAGGUGACUGACAGACUACUGAGAUUCAGUUAACUGUUCCAAAACACGUUAAUGAGUAACUUUUAAUCCAAAGACUAAAGACUUGGUGACUGAUGCUUUGACUGACAUUACUGGUGAAAGGUCAUGAUUUAUAGUCCUUUUUGAUCUUGUUUAUGGCACAGGCAAGUGCCACCCAUCAUGCACUAUGUUUUAAGUUAAGUAAAAGAUUAUUUGCUCAUAAGUUGAUAUAACAAAAAUUAAGUCGAAUUGUGAUCAGCCACUUCCAUUCGUGUUUCCAAAUGUGAGGCUUGAAAGUGGGGCUGAUCAGUCGCAGUCAUGAUUCCCUCUUAGCGUUGUCAGGGUGACCAAGUAAAACACCACAGAGUCUUUGGGAAAACUGCCAGUACGGCUCAGGUGUAGCUUAAAUAACUACACCUCACUGGCAGAGUUCAUCUCUUGCAGCACAGAUAAACCCUUGUUAAACCCCCAUUAUCACUGUAGCAUUACUUGUAGUACAUUAGGAUAAAUUGUACUUAUUAAGAUCUAGCUCCAGCAUCACAGACAGACGUUUGUAUUUAACUUUAGUUUUUUUGCUGUGAAAAUACUCUGACUUUGAUUCGAUACCAGCAUCUAGUGCCUCAAAACCUUUGAAGGAAAAACUGACGUUGGCGUGCUCAUUUCCCAAUUUGGAAAAAGGUCUGUAUGGCUAAUUGAUACUGAAACCAGCAAAUUGCUAAUUUUUGUUUUUGUUUUCUAGAUGCAAGGGCCUGUGACUGAAGUCAGCUGUACCAUUGAACCAAUCUGCAAAUGGAACACAAAACAUGGUAGAAACUCUGUAUCCUCAACAGCUCAGACCGGCACAUACUCAAUCCCAGUGGCAGAAAGGCAAUACACAACCAAAAAAAAAACAUCCACAGACUACUCCACCAAACUGAGACACAGCCAGGCACAGUCACAGCCCAGCUGGUGUCUGUGCUGCAGCACUUAAGGUUGCUAGCCUUGGAAUUACAAUUAAGACCUUUUCUUUUCAGGAUCUGUGUCUUUUUAACCUGGAACAAACAGAGCACAUCUCCCCCACAGUUGCAAGUCUUUCAGGAGGAAAGUAUUUCCUGAUCAAAAGUUUGUGCUUCCCACCCACUGUUUUUUUUGUUUUGUUUUGUUUUUUGUUUUUUUUUUGCACAAAAUUGUUGCCAACCUCAAGGUAAAACCAAGUUGAAAUAUCUGAGGUAAAAGACAAUAGGACUACAAGUUAAAACUUCACCAGCUCCUUAUAGUGUCAAAGGGACUAAGAUGCAAAACACAACUCACUUUCUGAGCUGUACACCAGUGGAAGAUGAAGUGUCACCAGCUGAAGAUACAGGAGCUUUUGCCCAAAAUUUGUUAGCCUUUAUUUCUGAAAAAAUAGUGCAGUACCAGAAAGCCAGGGCUCUCAAGAACACUGAAGAAACUUCCUCCAACAUUGUUGCUGACCCUCCUAGUCUGGUGACUGCACCAGCAGUUGAGGAGCACAACUCAAAGGCUAGCAAAGGAGCAGCUGAUCCAACCUCCGGUGACUGUGCCACAUCUGCACCAGAGAAGUAUUCAACAGGUACGAUAGUCUCUGCUGUUAAAAGGACAAAACAUUUUCCCAAAACUGAAUCUGUUGUAAGUUAAUCAGUUUGUAAUUGAUUAACAACUUUAAAAAAAAGAAAUAAUCAAUGUAAAGUGUAACUUCAAAAACAGUGACUAUAGAACAUCCAUUGAAAUGAGAAAGUUAGUUUUAAAGCGAUGUGAUAGGUUCUUGAACAAUGAUAAUAUUGGUCUUUGGAAGUCAGAUUUUGCUUUAAAUAAGCAGAUUGCUUGUUUGGAGAAUGUAAGGACCAGAAUAGUGAUGAAUAACUUCUGCAGUUGUUUGAUGAAAAACAAAUAACCUGCAUCUCUUUAUAUCAACAGAAUGUCCACAUAUUAUAAGGGAAGUUGCCAUUUGCAGAGAGGAUGAAGAUGAGAGCCCUGGUCCUGUGACUACAGUACCAAGGCUGAUCUCAGGUGAACUGACAGAGAAGCAUCACAGUUCAACAUCUGACUGUUGCCCUCCUCAGGGAGAGAGCAGACUUCACUUGUUUGACCAACUAUCUGGCGUGUCUACGACUCCUAAACAAAUAAUUGAGGAGGAUCAACUGGUAAGAGGCACACAGUCCCUGAAGGGCGUAAGGCUCAUUCAUGUACAUGGUGACGCUCUCCAAACGGAUCUAUUACCUGAGAAAACAUCUGAACCUCUGUCACAUGAUGCUCUAAAUUUACCAAUUGACAAAACUCAGAUUCAUGCUGAUCUGUUGGUUCCCAGUCAAAAUGAAUGGCUUGGAAACAAAGUCCAUGAACAAACUGGCCAACGAGCACACUGGGAAGCAUUUGUCAAGCCAACUGUAAAUAGCUCAGACCAUGACGGCCUCUUGGAUGAUUGUCAGUUUGAAGGAGUGAGUAAGGAAGCCUCAGCUGUAAAACCUAUGUAUGAAGAUAUUUCAGAUGGAGAUCAGUCAGAUGGUGUUGGGGUUGAAUCGUUAAAUAUGAAACUUGUGAAAAAUCCAGAAUAUGAGGACAUUUCGGAGAAUGAAGACACGUCAGAGCCAGCCACAAAACUCCCCAAUGGACACUUGGGGGACUUGAGCCUUCCACCAAGGGUUGAAGACCCUCAGUCUGAAAGCCAAAAGUCUGAUAAUAUGGAAGUGGGAAGGCCUUAUCCUUUGUUCCGUUCACAAGAAACCCAAACAAACAAUGAGCAAAUGCUUUUCAACAACAAAGGCCCUGCACAUCUGCAGAGUGAACUUCAGCUAAAAGAAGAAAACCUUCAAGAAAAACUGAUUCAGAACCCAGCUUCACCCAAGAGUGUAUCAUCUGAUAUAGAACGUCAUUGCUCCCAGUUAUUCUGUGAUGAAUCGUGUGAUAGAAACCUUUCUGUCUUACAGAGUUCUGCUCGUUUUGAAAAUGAGGAGUCGGAUGAUCAGACUGAUGAUGACUGGAUAGUCAUACCUAUAAUACUGUCUGACCUCAGAUUUGAAUCAGACAGUGAAGACCAGAAAGGUUCAGAAAAAGUCCUGCUUAAAGAAAGCAACACUUAUCAAACCUAUUGGCAAGGUCCAACACCACUAACAACUUGUGCAUCAUCUGAGAUAGAGGUUUUUGAAACACUCGAUAGCUUUGUGAAAGCCACAGAUGUACAAAUAAUAGACAAGUUUGAGGUGGCAUCGUCCUGUAGCACACCUGACCAUGAAGUGGACUAUGAUGGAGAACCUGGUGUGGCUCAGAAAUGUAGGAGGCAGUAUUCUGAAUCUGAGGACACUGAAGACAGCUGUGAUUAUCCGUCUGAAUCAAAACUCAACCACAUAACAGCCUCCAGGCAACUUUUGGAGCAAAUGCCAGAACCUCUGACCCCAGCAACAAAGGUUGAUGUGUUAGAAACUGAGGGAAAACAUGGUAAAGUUAGAAAUGUGCAAAGAAGUCAAACCAGCAGAAGAUUUAAUGAGAUGAGAGAAAAACUAAGAAAAAUAAUUCAAGCCAAGGUUGACUGUGGCCAGCUGAAGGUCAAGAGAAAGAUUACUGUGAAUAAUUCUGAUCAAUCAUCCUCUGAUUCUGAGCCUGACAGUGAAGGAGUGAAAAGGGGGGUACGUUGUGCAAAAAAGAAAAGGAGAUUCCCCUUAAACUCAGAGACCAGUGAAGAUUCCUCAAAUGGUCAACAUGGGAACGAUUCAAGUGAAAAAAAGAGACACAAGUUUCAGAGCAACAGUUUGUCAUCUGUAACCCUUCAAGCAUCGCAAGGCCAGUCUAAUCUUUGUGAUGGUGGAGCGAAGUGUGGACAAAACAAUGCUGAACCUGAGUCUGUUCAACGUCAGACAGAAAAACACGAUACGUUUAACAGCGGUGAAAUAUUUCUUGGAUCUGAAUCGGAGGAUAAAAAGUUCCAGAAAUGCAAACAGAAAGCAAGAAGGAGAUGUUCCAAGGACAGAGGAGAUCCCAUGUUCAUUGCCAAAGUAGCACAACAGAGCCAGUCUGAGCUUGGUGAUAAAAAGGUGAAAGAAAACGAUCUUUGUUCUGACCAGCAGAUGGAAAGUAAAUCUGAUCCUGAUUCUGUCAGAUGUGUGACAGACAGAGACAGCGGUCCAAUCAUUAUUGAUUCUGACUUGGAGGAUGAAAGUAGUCAAAAUCACAACACAAAGGCUGAGAGGAGGAGGUUGUCUUCCCCUGACGUUGAGUCUUCUACACACAAGGCAGUUUUGCAGAAGAUUUCAACCUCAAGAGAUGUGAUAGUCCUGUCAUCUGCUUCAGAUAGUGACGAUGAGCAAUACCAGAAGAGAUCAUCCACUUUAGGGUUAGCAGGCUGUCUUGACAACACACAACCAAUGACACAGUCACCAGAACCUUUUGACACUGAGUUUGAAACUGCCCAAGAAAAACCCUGUGAAACCAGACUACCUUCUGCUGGCCCAAUACAGCCAGAAACCGUUCCAGAGGAGCCCUCAGCAUCACCAAAGUCUGAUCAAGAGGUUGGGAAAAACCAACGAUCCAAAAAAGCAGCAAAUGAAAGGGAAAUUAUCUCAACCAGUACAGAAGACAGCAGUGAUGAUACCUUUUCUGGCACAGGAGAUGGACCUCCUGCUGAGCCUGUAGAUUUUGUAGGUGCAACAGCAAACAGGAAGCCUGAAAAUGAUAGAUUGUCAUCGGAGUCCCCUUCAAAAAGACAGCACCGGUCUAUGGACAGGGGGGCCGACCCUGUUUCUGUGAUUCCUCGUCUUUUUGUUUCUAACCUUAAUCAACAAAACUGUCGCUUGAAACUUGAGAGUCAAGCUCAAAUACAGGCUCAUGAGAACCCGGCAGCAAGCAGUAAAGUGGACAAAAGCAGCACGGUUCAGAAUACAGUUGCAAAACCUUCACGGGUUUCAAGACAACUUUCUCUGCCUAACCAUACAGGCCUGUCAGACAACUACAGUAGCUUGUCUUCAACAAAUGGACCACUGACUGAAGUGAGUCAAAGCUCAGUCCCCUCAAAAGGUCUGCCUUUGGCUGGUGUAUCUAAAGAAGUCUCAACUGCUGGCAAUCUUCCUAGAUCCAGGCAUAGCUCAUCCCCAAAUAGACAAUAUUUGGCUUGCUCUAAAGUUCAGCGGUCCCUCUCUUACAACAACCCUCCAACAUCAAAUCAGCUUUACAGUCCUUCAGAAGGUUCAUCAUAUUCAAACCCACAAUUAGCAAGAACCAGAUUGUUUGAUGACUGGAAGAAUAGUUUCCCAAAUAAGGGGGAAAGAAGAAGAAGGAGAUCAAGGAUGGACGACAGUCUCAGAACCACACAUCCUUACUUGUCUGGCCAAGUCAGACCAGGACCCAGUCAUUCUGACUCAGCAAGGGAAGUGAGACCAGAACCUAGUUGUAGAGAUCAUUUGGGAGAAGCCAGACCUGGAUCUAGUUUCUGUCAUUCAGUGAAGGAAGUCAGACCAGAAAGGAUACCCAGGAGGAGCCACAAGUCCUUUGAGGUUACAGCCCCACUAAUGAAGAAGACCAUUGGUGACUACAAGCAGUUGCCGAAGGCCACAAGUAGGGAUCCUGCAAGGAAACAACGUGUGUUCUUUAACAUUCUCUAGAGUGUAGUAAUAAAUACAUAUUAUGUCUGUAUUCUAAAUACAUAAUGCUAACCAUCCUUGUUACCAUAGGUUACCCUGUGGGUGAAAAUUACAAGUGGAGAAAAUCGAAGAAAGGUGAUAACACGUUAACAUGAAGUCAUUGUUUUUAAAACUGAUAGAAGCUCUAUGCACUUGCUGUUUUCUGAUGUCCUAAGUACAAGUGUAACCCUGUUUUUUCUUGCUCACUGCUCUUUGGCUGUAGGACCCAUCAAGAGGGGUAUGCAGUGUUGAACUCCUCCAGGGCUUCAUACUUAAGAAAAAGAAGCAUUUGUCCUCGAAUCAACUCCGUUUUAAUCCCACAGUGAUUGAUGGGCGGAAACUUCAGUUUCUGUUGUGAACAGUUCAUUAUCAUUUAGUGGCAUAUGUUAUAUCUUUAUUGAAGAACGAGUGCAUUUUAACUGAAUGUCUGUGCAAAUGAGCUUGCUCUGAAUAUGUGUGUUUUUUUUAUUGAUUUGAAGUGAAAGUAUUUUUUUACCUGCUACCUCAGUUUAUAUAUUGUAGCACUACGUUGUUGUUGUUGUUGUUGUUUAUUUGCAUUUAAUGCUGUUCAGAUAUGAAACAGUCAAGUUCAGGGAUUUUUUUUCCCCUUGUUCUUUGUAUCACAUAUGUUAAAUGUUUUUGUACGACAAAAAGCAAUGGUUGCUAUGUUCCAAAAUGUUAAACUUGUUUCAAAAUGUUAACAAUGAAAUACUAAAAAAAGAAAGCAUCAAUA
Xyrichtys novacula (pearly razorfish) is the source of this 8186-nucleotide messenger RNA. The record is from the annotation of a GenBank genome assembly. Lineage: Eukaryota; Metazoa; Chordata; Actinopteri; Labriformes; Labridae.